Cuscuta campestris is the source of this 976-nucleotide messenger RNA. Lineage: Eukaryota; Viridiplantae; Streptophyta; Magnoliopsida; Solanales; Convolvulaceae. The record is from the annotation of a GenBank genome assembly.
AAGAUCGAGCAAGAAGUCUUUGAUUUCUAUUUGGCAAACAAAAAGAGGAAGCACGCUCUCAGGCACGCAAUGGAGCGCCCCCAGCCACCUCCGCUGAUUAGACAGAUUAUAUCCGAGAAGAGGGAAGAGUGCCGGCGGCGCCGCCGUACCCAAUCUUGCCCGCCCACAAGUUCCGACGCCUCUCCAGCAACGCGAUGUAGAAGAUUCUUCAUUUUAUGCGCAGAAUCCAAUUUAGUUGAGGGAAGAAGGGUUCAAUCGUUCUUUGCGAGCGCAUGGAUAGGAAUGUGGUUUUCAUCCUCUAUGGCGCUCCCGACUGGGAAUCUAUAAACCCCCUCCAAUACGAGGGGGCAAUUAGCAUGGGGGUAGACCUGCACUCGGGCACCUUCAGGAAAUGGAUCGAAUCAGGUUUUCAUAUUUUGGAUGGUGGGUCUGACCCUGUGGCCGUGGGGGUGGCUCUCGUGAAUAGCGCUGCUUCUUCCAUUAUGCCUGGACCAUACCGAGCUAAGGAUAAGAAUGCUGCCACGCAAGUUGUGGACAUCCCUGGCUUAGUCUCACUUGACAGGAUCACCCCUGCACUCCGGUUAUCAUACCACAACGAUUCUGGGUCAAUAUGGUCAACGGUGCUCGUUCUACAAACUGCCUGGAAUUCUGUCCGCGGAACGAUCGACCGUGAUCUACCGGCGGUCGACCGUGGGCUAUGGAACACCCUUGGCUUAGUCUCACUUGACAGGAUCACCCCUGCACUCCGGUUAUCAUACCACAACGAUUGCAUUCCUGAGCAACAGUUUCAGCAUACGGUUUCCCUGGAAACCAUAGAAGAUCUUUCAAGGCAAUGGGCUCAGAUGUGAAGAUGAUGGAGAUGGCGGGGGAGGCCUAGGACUUCAAUUCAAUGAUUCAUUCUUUGUUGUGGAGGGUUUACUGUUGAUAUUUCUAUUUCUAUAUGUUUUGAUAUGUUUAGUAAAAGUGUAGUUUUAUU